AUGAUCUUCGAGCCGGCUGAGCGCGUACUGCUCCCUACGAAAGACCUGCUGUCUUACAUCUUUGACGAUCCACCAUAUGAUCAAGACAAACCAAUUUAUGUCGAUGCGAAGAACCCACGUCGUUCGAUUUCGUGCAAUCAGGCUCGCAGCACAAUCAGAAAGCUGAUUGCUGGCCUACGAGCAGCUGGUAUUCGUAAAGGGGAUUGUGUUUUGAUCCACUCUUUUAAUGACAUCAAUUACAGCAUCCUUGUUCUCGCCAUCAUUGGUGCAGGUGGAGUAUAUACUGGCUCGAACCCAUCAUACACACCCAAUGAACUUGCGCAUCAUGUCAGAGCUGCCGAGUGUAAGUUUUUGAUCUCAGAGCCAGAAAUUCUGAACAAUCUUCUCUCGGCAGCCAAGCAAGUCGGAAUCCCCCGUGAGAAAGUCUGGGUCUUUGACAAUGAGGCGCAAACUGUCCCGCCAGACCAGAAAUCAUGGAAGACUCUAAUGGAGUAUGGUGAAGAAGACUGGGUCCGGUUCAAUGAUUUGAAAACAACAGAGACGACCACCGCUGCGAGACUUUUCAGCAGUGGAACUACAGGUCUGCCAAAAGCUGUGGUGAUUACUCACUAUAAUCUGAUUGCUCAACAUGAGCUUGUUAUCAAUCUGCACCCUCGUCCGUACCCGCUUUCGCGAAUUAUUGCAAUCCCUGUCUUCCAUGCCUCAGCCGCCCCGGUGACCCACAUCUCCACUUUGAAGGCAGGGCAAGAGGUCUAUAUGAUGCGACGGUUUGAUCUGGAAGAGUUUUUGUCCAACGUGGAAAAAUAUAACGUCACCGAUCUUGCAAUGGUGCCUCCCAUCGUCAUUGCCAUUUUGAUGUCUCCUAUCUCCCAGAAAAGGCCAUUCCUGAAGAAGGUCCAGGGCGCGGCGUGCGGAGCUGCCCCCUUGGACAAGAAUGUUCAAGCUCGUUUCCGCUCAAUGCUGGCUGAUGGUAGCCCAUUCACACAAGUAUGGGGUAUGACAGAGACGUCAUGUGUUGCGACUAUGUUCCCAUACCCCGAGCAUGAUGAUACUGGGUCGGUCGGGAGACUGAUUCCUAAUUUGGAGGCAAAGCUCAUUGAUGACGACGGUAACAACAUUUCUGCUUACGGAGUGCGUGGAGAGUUAUGUGUCCGCGGAUCGACAGUCACGCCAGGGUACUAUAAGAACCCCGAAGCGAAUGCACAGUCUUUCGACUCGGACGGUUGGUAUAAAACAGGAGAUAUUGCAUACUGCGACGAAGCGACUCGAAAGUGGUACAUAGUCGACAGAAAAAAGGAGCUUAUCAAAGUAAGGGGCUUCCAGGUCGCACCACCUGAGCUCGAAGCUGUUCUUCUGUCUCACCCUCAGAUAGUCGAUGCGGCAGUGAUAGGCAUAACCAUCCCAGGUGCCAAUACCGAGUUCCCUCGUGCUUAUGUGGUGCGACGUCCUGGGAACAAGGGAGAGAAACUCACAGAGAUAGAUGUCCAGAAAUAUGUUCUAGAGCGGCUUGCGCGAUUCAAGGCCUUGACAGGAGGGGUGAAGUUUGUCGGUUCUAUUGCAAAGAACCCGAGCGGAAAGAUCCUCAAACGAGUCCUUCGAGAGGAUGCAAAGAAGGAAAUUGAGGCAGGAGUCCUUAAGCCUAAGCUUUAA
Penicillium longicatenatum is the source of this 1650-nucleotide messenger RNA. Its product is annotated as acyl--CoA ligase. The coding region runs from base 1 to 1650 and encodes 549 amino acids. The transcript has 6 exons. The record is from RefSeq and is a predicted model, not a curated record. Gene Ontology annotation, molecular function: CoA-ligase activity. Gene Ontology annotation, biological process: secondary metabolic process. NCBI's taxonomy places the organism in Eukaryota, Fungi, Ascomycota, Eurotiomycetes, Eurotiales, Aspergillaceae.